AUGGGCUUUACUCUUGAAGAAACAGAAGAAUUACGGAAAUUGUGGGAAUGGGAAACAGAAUGUCCACAUGAAAUCGAUUCUUCCGCAUCUUUACCAUCUUCAUCCAACGAAUAUUUAUCGUCGGACAGUGUUUACUUGAAACACUUGCUUAGCAAACCUUUGGCACAUGCUCUUCGUGAUAUAGUUACAAGGAAACCUUUCGAUCCUGUCGAAUAUCUUGGACAUUGGCUCUUGAAUUAUAAAAUCUGUGAGGAAAGGGAGACCAGAAAGAAAGAAUUCGAAUUGGAAUUAAUGAUCGAAAGGGAACGAACCAAGCUACAGAAGGGCGAGGAAGAGGAAGUAUCGGUGUUGUCGCAGGGUGAAGAAGAAGAAGAAGAAGAAGAAGGAUUUUUCGACGAUUGGACCUUUGUAAACGAUGAAGAAUUAGAAAUUUCUUAA
This is a messenger RNA of Bombus impatiens (common eastern bumble bee), 438 nucleotides long. RefSeq names its product DPY30 domain-containing protein 2-like. The record is from RefSeq and is a predicted model, not a curated record. The transcript has 3 exons. Bases 1 to 438 code for a protein of 145 amino acids. Lineage: Eukaryota; Metazoa; Arthropoda; Insecta; Hymenoptera; Apidae.